GCAACGGUCCGGUCAAAGAGCACCAAUGACAUCAACUUCUUUAUCAAUUUUUUUCAAUUGCAGUAAAUAUUUUGAUCAUAUUUUAAGCAAUUUCUGAAAUAUUAAUACGUGUUCUUUGUUCAAAUAAGUUAUACAAUAAGAUCAAGCAAUGGCCCGAGUCCUAGUUGGAGUUAAACGAGUAAUCGAUUACGCAGUAAAGAUUCGAGUCAAGCCUGAUAAAACAGGCGUUGUUACCGAUGGAGUCAAACACUCGAUGAACCCAUUCGACGAGAUUGCUGUCGAAGAAGCGGUCAGAUUAAAAGAGAAGAAGAUAGCUUCGGAAAUCAUAGCUGUAUCUUGUGGUCCAGCACAAAGUCAGGAAGUGUUACGAACAGCUUUGGCUAUGGGAGCUGAUCGAGGUAUACACGUAGAAGUCAGUGGACCCGAAUAUGAUACUCUACAACCAAUCCACGUAUCGAAAAUAUUAGCCAAGUUGGCCCAAGAUGAAAAAGCUGAUAUCGUUAUUUUAGGCAAACAGGCUAUCGACGAUGAUUCCGCACAAACUGCUCAAAUGACAGCUGGAUUAUUGAACUGGCCUCAAGCUGUGUUCGCCUCAAAAGUUGAAAAAACAGGCGACGAGUUACAAGUGACUAGAGAAAUCGACGGUGGUUUAGAAACAGUCAAGGUGAAACUCCCGGCGGUUAUCAGUGCUGAUUUACGUCUAAACGAACCUCGUUAUGCUACGUUACCUAAUAUCAUGAAAGCGAAGAAAAAACCAAUCAAAAAAUUAACUCCGAAAGACGUCAACGUUGAUACUACGCCUAGAAUUCAAAUCCUCAGUGUCGAAGAACCUCCUGUCAGACAAGCUGGUGCCAUUGUCCCAGAUGUGGAUACUUUAUUAAUCAAAUUGAAAGAAAAAGGACACAUAUGAUCAUCUAAUUGAAUCGGAGCUUAGUUUGGAGCCAUCCAUGUCUGAAUUAUUAAUAUCGGAAUCAUGUAUGAUGUCAAGUUGUAUUUAGCAGUUUAGAUAAAUUGGUUUUUUGUUAUGUAUUGAUUAUUAUCCUUUCCCAGAAAUCUAAUGUUACAUAUGUAUUUUUUUUCUGAAUAUUUUUAAUGGUUCAUGAAGUUUUAUUUCUGUUUCGCUGGUUGAUUGGGUGGGCAUUUGGGAUGAUAAAUUACAUUUAAAUGAUGAUUCUGUGAUACGUAAUAGAUCGUUAAUUAUUAAUCGUUAUAUGGGGGAAUUCAAUUAUUAUUUAUGAACAUUAUAUUUCUUUAUCCAUACAUAUUUUUUUCAUAUACUUAUUUGCCAGUACCGUACUUUUCUACUUCCGUGUAAAUUUAUUACCUUUAUGAUAUUUUAAUCUCCUUGAAAUACAUCAUUUUUUUGAAACGUAAA
Molecule: messenger RNA, 1375 nt
Organism: Planococcus citri (citrus mealybug)
Lineage: Eukaryota; Metazoa; Arthropoda; Insecta; Hemiptera; Pseudococcidae
Gene: Etfb
Product: Electron transfer flavoprotein beta subunit
Exons: 7
Coding region: 149-910 (253 amino acids)
Biological process (GO): fatty acid beta-oxidation using acyl-CoA dehydrogenase; amino acid catabolic process
Cellular component (GO): mitochondrion
Molecular function (GO): electron transfer activity
Source: RefSeq, a predicted model, not a curated record